UCGYUAAAAGAGCACAUACUCGUGGUAAUAGCGUAAAAGAUCGGUACGACGGUCGGUCGGUUGGUCGGUCCAGUGUCUGUGCAAGUACAUACAUAUAGUAGACAUACAAACGUGCAUAUAUACAGAUUUUAUGUACCUAAGUACAUAUGUACAUAUGAUUUGUACCACAAUUUCUCCAAAGUUUACAAAUUUGAAUAGCAUACAGAGGAGCCAKUGUUGGCGGUGAAAAAGCAUACUACAAACACAAUAAGGAGAAAGUUAUGUUCAAAGCAAGUAAUGCUGGCAACAGCACAACAACAGAAGAACGUGAUCGCCUAACAGAUGGCGAAAAGUCACGCACCUCCUAUCGUUCCCGACCAUUCUCUAGUCUUCCACGACGUUUCUUGUCGGCCAAGAACUGCGCAGUAGUGGAGACUGAUGCAGAGWGYACGCACGCUUUGGRKAAUGAGAGCGCGCAAUUGAGAGACGUGCGGACAGCGAGAAGUUUAUCGCGCUUGAAUACGCUUAACUAUGAUAAUGCUGCAAUAGAUUUAGCUGAGGGUAGCUUAGGAAGUGCAAAGAAUAGCUUUCAAAUUAGUAGUUUGGAUAUAUUUCCACAAAUAAGUAAUAGUAACGAUACAACGGUCUCAAUGGAGAUGGAGCAGUUGCAAGAUAUAAGACGUGAGGAUAUUUUCCCAUAUGAACGUACACCGACUGAUUCCUCGUGGGAUGGCAGUGAUCUCGAAAACGAAUCCAUGCGUUCAACAGAUACCAGCGACUGUACGCCCGACGAUGCGACACGUGUGCUCAAUGAGCUCGACACGAUUUUGGAUAUACACGGUGCGACACCGCUGAACACGACCAAUUCAUUGGAGACUAAAGUCGAAGACUGUUUAUUGGAUUUAGAUAAUUAUCUAGAAGAGAUGGACGAUUAUAGUUUUAGUAAUAAUGAUGAGGACGAUAAGAGUUCGAMAGAAUUGGCGCGUACGCCAAGCCCGAAACGUUUAACUACACGACAACGUAAUCGUUCGUUGCCGAUAAGUCGUAAAAAGAGUACACAACAGMACACAGCCGAGCGGGAGCAGAAUGAGGAGGCAAGCGUCGUGGGAGGCAGCAUAGAACGCGGUCAGCUACUGAGACGCACAAUUACCUCACCGAAAGAGAAGUUGUACGAGGAUCUAAUGGAGCGAUUGGAGGACACAUCGCGUGAAGUUACACGCCUGCCCAGCGAGGAGGCUUUCAAUGAACUCUUCAUAACCGAGGAUAACAAUGAGCGCACAAAUUUGCAGUCAACCGAUMCACCACCUUGGACGGAGACAACAUACGACGCACGUCACGACAGUAAAGCUUUAGCCGAUAAUGACGACUUGGCCGCUACGCGUCUCACGGAUUUCACAGAACAUCACAGUAUUAGCGCACRAAAUGAGGAGACAUYGGCAGAGUAUGUAACAGACACUUUGCCUUUGCGACCCGAGCUCAGACGUUGUCACUCACAGAAUCGGCUGAGCACAACUAGCACGAACAGUCGCACUGAAAUGCUGACGCAAGAAGAUAUUUUUAAUAAUUUAUUACWACAAAACGACAACAGCAGCAGCACUUUGGUGAAUAGACCGCGYCAAUUUGGACGUCGCGCAGCCGGUCAACCGCCUGUACUCUCCGUACGACCUGAUAUACUAGAAGGCAAUCAUAGCUUCGGCUCAGCUGGCAACAACCAACGGCCGCAGAGCGCACCUGCAAUUACCACAGCGGCGCGUCAAACGCGUAACGCCUCACACGCUGCCGACGAACGCCAUUCGAACUUCUUGGUGGGUUCCGACGGGAGUUCAGCGCAUACGUCGCGCAAUUCCAGCCCCAUCACCAUCGUAUCCAGCACAGACUCCGCCUCGACCACGCCUUCCACCAAUGGUGGUCACAACGCGGCUAUGACACUCGUCACAAACGGUCGUUACGAACAAACGGAUGCGGAUCAUAAUAACACGACACACGCAAGCGCACAGGACAGCGUUAAGGAGUGGCCACAUAUGUGCAGUCGCGCUUUCGCACUACUCUGCUGUACUGUGGGUCUAUUUAAUAUGUCACGCUUUGCGGUGCUGACCGUUGAGUAUGGUGGCAAUUUUGUUUUGCAAUUCUUUUUGCUCUCCAUACUUUUUGGCAUACCGCUUUUCCUGCUGCACAUGUGUUUGGGCUCAAGAAUUAAGGCCGGUCCGGUGUCAAUGUGGAAGAUCAGUCCGAUAUGUCGUGGCAUCGGUAUUGCUUUGGUGUUGGUGCAAUGUUCCAUUGCCAUUUAUUCGACCGUCGCCAUCGGUUGGGUGCUAAUCUAUCUGCGUGACACAUUUCCGCACAAGGGACAGGACGGUUACAUGUGGCAGGAAUCGAUUAAUCCCUAUCGGCGCGGCACAAAUGGCUCUGCGAAUAUAACCGAAAGCAUCACUGACUAUUUUAAUAUUGUUGUGUUGCAGCGUUUGCACCUGUUGAAGCCGGCAGAUGGUGGUAAUGUACGUUUUCGUGUGAGUAAUCGGUUGGCCUUCAAUUUGACCCUGAUUUGGGGUUUUGUAUUCCUAGUUUUGUGCAAAGGUCUGAGAUCGUUCGGUAAUGCGGUCUUUCCGCUCAUCCUUGUGCCAAUCGUCGCUUUGGCAUGUGUGAUUUGUAAACUACUCUACAUCGUGGAUCCCGUAAAAUUACAGAACGCCUUGAGCAGCACCGAUUUCAGUGACUUCUUUGAAAAUUCCAAAAUGUGGGUUGCUGCCGCACAGGAAGUUUUCCUCACCUGGGGUCUACUUGGYUCUUCAGUAAUCUCCAUCACAAGCCGUGGACAUCCGCCUAGUCGCAGUGAAAUAUCGUUAAGACGCGAUUGUAUCUUUGCCAUAACGCUUACAUUCUUCAGUCUCACUAUGGCAGCAAUGAUGGGACAACUUUGUGUCCUUAUACUGAAUCAGCAUUCCUACAUUUAUGUGCCGGGUUCGUUUGAAUCACUGGAAUCGUCAAAGUCCGUCUUCGCGCCAGAGUCCAUAACCAACUUGAAUAUCAUUUCGAUACCAGCGAAAUGGAUGCCACAUUACUCCAGUUUUAUUGGAGAGUCAUAUCGACGACAGUUAACGCUUCAAGAAAGCGGCUAUCAAGCUUUACGUUUCGUCAGCGAAAUCCUGCCGGCCACAUUUAUAGCCGCACGUGUCAACCUCUCGUGGAUUUGGGCCGCUGUGAUUUUCGGCUCUUUAGCCUUGUUGGGCAUAUCACAAUUGUGCGCCAUGUGGAAACCCAUUGCCAACGCAUUGGGCAAUUCARUUAGCGCAGUUUUAUUGAGUUGCGUCACUGCYAUGCUCUUGGGUGUACCSUUCACAACCGAAAUCGGCAUWUCCAUAYURUAUUAUAUGGACUUGGUGCUAGGUGGCUCAUGGUUUGUGGCUAUACUAUGGACGGCACAGAUAUUUGGUGUAUUCUUGAUACGUGGACGCCCAUACAAUGGUGAUGAUUUGGUGAAUAAAUUGAAGUUUACGAAUUCUCUGUCCGCGUUCGUCGCCUUGGCAUGGAAUGUUUUACUGCCGAUUGGUUUGAUAACACUCUCGGUGGUCAGCUAUAAGUCAUCGUUCUCGAAUCAGUUCUAUUAUUGGCGUGGCAAGUCGUAUUUCACCUACUGGGCCAGGAAAGUGGCAGCUUCAUUGCAAAUUGGUUUCCUACUGCUAAUACCGGUUACAGCGAUUAUACAGAUUUAUCGAUAUUUAACAAAUGGACCGCCGGAUAUAUUGGAUCGCAUCCAAUUACUCUAUCGUCCUGGCGAAAGUUUACGUGAAAUACGCAACAGUUCCUUAAGUGAACGCAGCAGAAGCGACUAUGGACGUGGCGGUGGCAAUGGCGCCGUUGGAAAYCUCGAACUCAACUCAUAUCAGGCACAAGAUGAUGCGCCGCCGAAAUAUACGCCACCACCAUCGUACACCACAGCGACUGGCGCGCGUUUCGCCAAAAUACUACGACAAAGCAUACGACGCAGUGUACGCCGUGUGCUCGGUGAUCGCAGUCGCGCACGCCCCAUACUCACCAUCGACUCGGAGAGUAAUCAACCCACUACAUCGCUACAUACACACGAAGUAGCUGCACCACAUUACACGAGCGCCGACAUACCGAUUACAAAUACGGCGCUCACAACAUCCGAUCAACAGCAAACUUUUCCAUGCAGCUCCGGCGAGCAAUUACAGCGUUCACUGUCGCUCGGUCGUAAGUUUACUGUUAAACAACAACAUCAACAACAUCACACAAUUGGYGGCGGCGUCGUGCGCAGUCAACGUGCACUCACCGCGGAUGCCGGACAGCGCAAUCUACGUGGUGCCCCGUACACUGCGGACGACGUGGUCACCGUGCUGCGCUCGACUUCGCAUGCGACWGCCCAGAUGCGUCCCGACACCGURGCGGUUGUGUCGCCCUCGACGCCCGAACUCUGCGAACUUCCAGCGAACAAUUAUUCGUCGUUCCGUUCGAUUGAGAAUCUGGUGACGAAUGCAGCGCCGAUGGCGCGUAGCGCAGCAUUCACAGCAGCUGCGGCGUCGACGCACGACGAGGACGCCAACGGCAGCGGAAGUAAUACAUCUGUGAUUUAAAAGAAAUGAAAAGUGAGGAAGAGUGGAGGUGAAAUAAGCAAAGUAACUAAAUGUGUUUUUGCGUGUACUAUCUAUGUAAAUAGUUAUAUAUAUAUUAAAAGCGUAUAAGUGUAAUAAAUAAU
Molecule: messenger RNA, 4690 nt
Organism: Bactrocera latifrons
Lineage: Eukaryota; Metazoa; Arthropoda; Insecta; Diptera; Tephritidae
Gene: bdg
Exons: 8
Coding region: 261-4568 (1435 amino acids)
Biological process (GO): sodium ion transmembrane transport
Cellular component (GO): membrane
Source: RefSeq, a predicted model, not a curated record